Acanthosepion pharaonis is the source of this 687-nucleotide messenger RNA. Lineage: Eukaryota; Metazoa; Mollusca; Cephalopoda; Sepiida; Sepiidae. The record is from the annotation of a GenBank genome assembly.
AUGUGUUUACGAGCCCUGAAAUCACCUAAAACUAGUCUUUUACAACUUUUGUUUUUCUUUUCUAUACUUCCUUACAAAUCUUUCAUUUUUUUUCUCUAUUUUUUUCCUUUUUCUCUUCACCUUUUUUCUUUUUUUCUCUUCACCUUUUUUCUUUUAUUUUAUUCUUUUUUCUUUCACAUGCACUUUUACCUUUCCUUUCCUUUAUUUUCAUUUUUUCUUUUUAAAAUGUAUUUUCUUCGUUUACCUUUUAAUAUUUUUUUCUCUUUAUCAUUUUCUUUGGCUCUUUAUUUGUUUUUAUUUGGUGACAUUCCUCUUUCGGGAUAUUCAUUUUAUUUUGCAUUCAUCCUUUUUUUUAUAAAAUUUCUGCAUUUAUUUGUCAUUCCCCCCUCCUUUCUCUUUCUUUCAUUAUUGAAUUAUCUACUUUUUUUCUCUUUCUUUUUUCAUUCUUUUUUUAUCAAAUUUCUUUCUUUCUUUUUUCAUUCAUUAUUCUUACUUUAUUUCUCACUUUCUUUCCUCCUUUCUUUAUUUUCUUUUUUCUUUCCUUAUCUAUUUUGGUCUCUUCAUCUAUUUUUCUCACAUUAUCUGUUUUCUUUUAUUUUACUUUCUUUGUUAUUUGCUUUCUUUCUUUCGUCAUAUUUUAGGUGUUUAUUUUUCUUUCUUUCUUUGUCUAUUUUCUUACUUAAUUAG